Messenger RNA from Populus nigra (black poplar), 795 nucleotides. Its product is annotated as thioredoxin H1-like. Lineage: Eukaryota; Viridiplantae; Streptophyta; Magnoliopsida; Malpighiales; Salicaceae. The transcript has 3 exons. The record is from RefSeq and is a predicted model, not a curated record. The coding region runs from base 179 to 529 and encodes 116 amino acids.
UGCACCCGUCGCAAGUAAUCCCGUCCCCAAUCCUCUAUAUUCUAGUAAUCGAACAAUCCGAGGCUCUCUCUCUAUAUAUAGAGGAGCCUAGUCAUUCCGAUUCUCAAGGCUACUAAUCAAAACACUCAAAACGGGGAAAAAAGGAAAAACAUUUUGUUGCUUCAGUUUCGGUAAGAGAAUGGCAGAAGAAGGACAAGUGGUUGCCUGCCACACCGUUGAUGUCUGGAAAGAGCAAUUCGAGAAGGGAAAAGGGACUCAGAAGCUGAUUGUGGUGGAUUUUACUGCUUCAUGGUGUCCUCCAUGUAAAUUCAUUGCGCCAGUUUUCGCGGAUUUGGCCAAGAAGUUCACCAAUGUCACCUUCUUGAAGGUGGACGUGGAUGAAUUGAAGCCUGUUGCUGCGGAGUGGGAAGUGGAGGCGAUGCCAACUUUUAUUUUCCUGAAAGACGGAAAAUUAGUGGACAAAAUUGUGGGUGCUGAUAAAGAUGGCCUCCCAGCAUUGGUUGAGAAGCACUCGGCUUAUACUGCAUAAUGGGUGGAUGAUGUAUGUUCCCCAGUAGUUUCCGAUGUCCUUCUCUCAAUGCUUAAUUAUGGAUCGUAUGCAUGUAUUUGGCAUGUUUAUUGUCUUGUGUUAAAGUUGUUUCUCGUGAGAAGCUGGUUUGCAAUGUAUAAUAAAGUCUAGUUGAUCUUGCUUGUGUAGUUGUAUUGUUGUAAAGCUGUAUCUUUCUUUUCUUGGGAUGUGCAAGACUCUUGUCAUGCCACAGUGUUGACUGUUAGAAACUGGCUACUGUUUGUUUA